Molecule: messenger RNA, 2784 nt
Organism: Melampsora larici-populina 98AG31
Lineage: Eukaryota; Fungi; Basidiomycota; Pucciniomycetes; Pucciniales; Melampsoraceae
Exons: 5
Coding region: 1-2784 (927 amino acids)
Source: RefSeq, a predicted model, not a curated record
AUGUGGCAGCUAUUAAUUCAGCUUUACAUUUUUAAUGGAGUGAUUAGUGGAAUACUUCCAGAUUCAGAAGACAUAUCAAAGUGUGUGAUUAGAAAUGCACAUCAAAGUACUGGUCAAAAUACUCAAUCAGGUUUUUCAAACACAAAUAGCUACUACCAUCCUGGCACCAACCUCAAUUCUCUACCAAAUCCUGAUCUCUUGAUUCCAAUAAGCUUUGUCCCAGUCUUUACAAAUGAAGAGCAUGCAAGAAUCUGGGCACGUAGCGGAAAUAUCAUUAUCCACCACAAACCAGACCUCUCAUUAUAUGAUAUACGACCAGUUACAGAUCACAUCAGAUACUCUGAUAGUGACACCUCAAGUAAGGACAUGGCUAUGGUUCCUAAUAUCAGACCUGAAGUGGAUAGCAAAAAUAUGAGCCCAAUAGAGAUGACUUCAACACAUGUUGUAGACCAUCAUACUAUCAAAGCAGAGGCAAUAUCCAAAGAUCUAAGGGAUCAUGGAGAGAAUGGCUUGAUUGCAACCCCUGAGUCCUUCUCUAAUAAUGUGGCCCAUUUAGAUAGGCCAAACUUGAUUGUACCACACAUUCGCAAAGGCCAUUUUGAAAGCUUGAAAGAUAGUAGGCCAGAAGAGGUUGACCCGGUCUCAACUCAUGAACAUACAUAUUCAAACAAGCCAAGGAUGGAGCAACAAAGUAAAACAUCUCCUGCUGUAGAAAUGGAUAUGACCCAUGAAGAGAAGGGAGGGCCAUCUCUUAUUCAUUCUGGAGACAAGCAUUUGAAGGCUCCAAUAUCCUAUUCCAGUAUAAUUAAGUCUGGUCAUAAUGAUCAGAAAGAAGAGGUAUCUUUAAAAGACAAUUGGGAAUCACAUGAUGUGAAGAAUUACAACAAUGAACCUUCAAUCCCUGCAAGACCCCUAACAUCACUGGAUGCCCUUGGCCCACAAACAAAACCAUCAACAGUGCAUGCCAAAACUUCAGACGUGAUACCAUCUGCUAAGCCAGAUAUUGGUACUGUUGACAAAAACUUGUAUGCUGAAGUCAUACACCACAAAGGAAAACUUAGGAAAGCUAUUCCAAAAGUAGAAUACCUGGUUUCAAAGGGCAAACAUGUUGAAUACAACAAUGAUGAAAACUUGAAUGGAGUUUCAUCAAGUAAAAUUGAUGAAGAGUGGAGAUUGGUCUCCAAGAAAAACAGGAAGAAAGGAAAGCAAGUUAAGAAUAAUGAAUCCAUUUCACCAGAAAUACCCAAUGUGCAACCUGGGCAUGUCUCAAGUUACCAGGAUGACAAUAGAGUUCUGAAAAAUGAAGGAGGAGAAGGUGCAUUUUCUCUUGAGCUGAAGACAGGCACAAAAAUCCCAGAGGAGAACAAAAAUAUUGAGACCUUUCCUUCCCAGAUCAAUGACUUCAAUUUGAGUGCCUCCUCUUCUCAACUUGAACAAACAGAAACCCCAUUAAGCAAAUCAUCUAAGAUCACUCAGGUUACAAGACACAAAAAGAAAAAGAAAAAGAAUAACUCCAAGCAAAAUGUUACACUGAUUGUAAAGGAUGAAAGCAAAAUUGAUGAAUCAAACCCAUCCACAUGCCAGCUUCAUGAACCCUUUUGGCCGCAGAUUGAAAUAGAUCUUUCUGAGAAGAAAAAGAUAGCUUUUUGGAAUUUGAUUGAAAAAGCUUUCCAAAAGCACAACAAGAACAAAUUCAUAAUGACACUCAUAGAUCAUGAACUGUAUGCUCAAGAAAUUCACCCUGUUAAUAAUAUGCAAUUGAAUACCAUUCUUAAUGAUAUGCAAGUAAAGCUUGAAGAAAAAUUAGAGUGUUCAGAAUUCAGGGAAACUUACAGGAGAAUGAAGUCUAUUGGAAACCAGUUGAUGCAAGAAAUAUCAAUAUUAGAGUGGGACAAGAAAAAGGGAUUAGUCAGCAAAGAGGUAGCAACAGUAGCUCAACUUUUAAAAGUGAAUGAAAGAUGGCCAAUGUUUUUUGAAUACAAGUCAAAUCAAUGGGAUAGCCUUCAAGGAAGGAUGGCAAAACUCACUGAAGUCCAGCAGAAUGAGCUGGAUUCACUGAUGGAUACUAUUGAACAAGGUAAAAGGUGUGCAACAAUUUACACCAUGCAAAAUCCUGAAAUGAAAAGGUACAAAAAGUGGCUUGCAGAACAGGAUCCAAAGAGGCUUUCCCAACUUGGAGUUUCAAUUCCCAUUCUCCUCAAUCUACUUUAUACCUUGGAUUUCUUAUCUCCAGAGAUUGAGUGGGACAAAUUAAACAGCAAGAUUCUCCACAAGAAAUCUGAAGAUUUUCUUGAGCUUCUUAUUGGUAAACUCACAGCAAGCCCUAAUGUCUACACUCUUGAGUCAGAAAACUCAUCUUGGAAUAUGACACCUACAAGAAUGUAUAUUGGUGAAGAUAAAGAACUUGAGAUAUUCAUACAAAAACGGCUGAGAAUAUUGACAAAAUUCAAUAGAUUCAAAAUCCAACCAUAUAUAAAAUGGUAUCCAACACAUGAUACUUCACUUGGAUCUAUACAGCAACAAAAUCUUAGCUUCUCAGAAAUCAUGGUGGGCACUUACUUUGGAGUUGCAGGUUCAGAGUUAGCAUAUUUGAAGUCCCUGAUGGAUGAGAAAAGUAAAAGAUGUAUUGAAAGAGGUUCAGGAGAAAUUGAAUGGCCUAAAGCUGCUUUUUCAACAUGGAUUGUGACUGGGCAUUAUUUGGAAAAGUACUACAAGUUCUUGGGGUUAACAGUUCAUCCGCCAGAGUACGCCAGUGAUCCUGACCAAAUUGACAAAAACAUUUGA